Polistes canadensis is the source of this 1864-nucleotide messenger RNA. RefSeq names its product repetitive proline-rich cell wall protein 2-like. NCBI's taxonomy places the organism in Eukaryota, Metazoa, Arthropoda, Insecta, Hymenoptera, Vespidae. The record is from RefSeq and is a predicted model, not a curated record. The transcript has 2 exons. The coding region runs from base 195 to 1391 and encodes 398 amino acids.
UGGCCGAACGGUGGGACCGUCGUCGUUCGUAGCGAACAAAGAGGUGUAACGUGGGGGGUAUAUGGCGUGCUCUUGGACCCGGGGUCCGUCCGUAUUGCGAAGGCGAAAGUGUGCCGUGUAUAUAAGGCCCCGAACGAACGGCAAUCAGCAUCCAGUUCACUUCUGGACGCACCCGGAACAUCGCGAGAGCCAAAAUGAGAAUCCUGAUAUACCUGGCGGUAAUCACUUUCGUAUCCUCGGUCGCAUUGGCCGGGGAAUCCGCAAAAGCUGCGGAAGACAAGAGCGCAACAUCUAAGAAGCAAGAGAAACGCGGCAUUUUGGGUCUUGGAUACGGCUAUGGCUAUGAUGGAGGAUACGAUAUUGGGUCAGCAGGACACGGUAGUGUGGAAUUAGGACAUGGAUAUAGCGGCGGAUAUAGCGGCGGAUAUAGCGGUGGAUAUGGUGGAGGCCAUGGCGGAGGGUAUGGCGGAGGUUACGAGGGCGGAUAUGGUGGCGGCGGCGGCUACGGACAAGAGCACGUUAAAACCGUUACCGUAGUCAAAAACGUAGCUGUGCCAUAUCCAGUGGAGAAGCACAUCCCUUAUCCUGUAGAGAAGCAAGUACCAGUUCCAGUAAAGGUUCCAGUACCACAACCUUAUCCCGUAGAAAAACACGUGCCUUAUCCAGUGAAGGUUCUCGUUAAGGUACCGGUUCACGUGCCGCAACCUUACCCCGUCGAGAAGAAGGUUCCAUACCCAGUACAUGUUCCCGUAGAUAGGCCCUACCCCGUCAAGGUCUUUGUCCCACAACCCUACCCAGUUGAGAAACAGGUGCACGUUCCAGUCAAGAUCCCAGUACCACAACCCUAUCCCGUUGAAAAACCAGUUCCCUAUCCAGUCAAGGUUCCCGUCCAUGUACCACAACCGUACCCAGUCGAGAAACUCGUACCCUAUCCAGUGAAGGUACCAGUUGAUCGUCCAGUCCAUGUCCCAGUUCCCAAACCUUACCCAGUUCAUGUCGAAAAGCCUGUACCUUACCCAGUCGAGAAACCAGUGCCCUAUCCCGUAAAAGUACAUGUUGACAGGCCAUACCCAGUACCCGUAGAGAAGCACGUACCCUAUCCAGUGAAAGUACAUGUACCACAACCCUACCCGGUGGAGAAGCCAGUACCGUAUCCAGUGGAGAAGCCAGUACCGUAUGCGGUCAAGGUGCCAGUCGACAGACCGUACCCCGUACACGUCGAGAGACCAGUACCAUACCCAGUUGAAAAACCAGUACCGGUUCCAGUAAAGGUACCGGUACCCGUAGCAGUCCAUCAUGGUGGUUACGAAGGUGGUCAUGGUAGUUACGAAGGUGGUUAUGGUGGUUACGACGGCGGAAGCAGCGACGGAUAUCACUAUGGUCAUCAUUAAAUCGAUCAACAUGCGCAACUCCCUCAUAGUUAGCGGCUUCUAGGCCGAGGACGAUCGACGACGACAACAACGAUGAGGAAUCGGCCUGGUAUUCACCAUUCCUCCUAGUAUAUUACGUAUUAUAGGUAUGUGUCGUUGCCGUCGUCAUCGUCAUCGUCGUCGUCAUCGUCGUUGUGCUAAGCUUCGAUCGAUAUGCACUUGUACCUGGAUCCGAUAUCUCGAUGAGAGAGAUCCGGUACGAGCUAGCUCCUACCGGAUUUCGAUCGUAUCUUCGAAAUCGGUCGCAAUAAUAAAGAAUAAAGAACAAUACGGAGCCGGCGGCACAGCGGCGUGGGCCAAGCCACCAACUCAAAGAGGGAGACAACAACAAAAAUUAGCUAAGGUGUCCCGAGCUUUGUAGUGUAACGCGUUCUAUUCCUUAUCUUACUUUUAUACCGAAAUAGUAAAGUAUAUGUAAUAUUUUUUUUUUUGUA